AUGUUGCUUGAAAGCAUACUGACUGUCCCUCAAGCGGACCCCCUUUUCACCCCUCCUUCCUCCUACUCCCCACAGAAGACCCUCUCGAGAUUGGAUCCUCGAUUCGAUUCUGACGAUAUCCUAGACGAUAAUUUCUUCAGUAACAGCAUGGCCGGUACUGGCUCUCCAACACCAUUCAUCAAAGAAGAGACUGAAGACCUGCAUUUCAAUAACCCAAACCGCUUUAUGUCUCACAACGGGUUCGACAUGAACCAACAGUUCAACAACCAACAAUUCGGCGCCCACGAUAAUGUGGGUGGCAUCAACCCUUCUGACCUCACCAUGACCGGUAGCUUCAACAUGAACGGUCAAUUCGGUGGCUCUACUAGCUACAUUCCGGGAGGUGCUGGUAUUGCCGACGACGAACUUGCCGACUCAUUAGGCAAUCUUGACCAUCAGUCCGGCUUCAAUGGCUUCGGUCAAGACCAGGAUGGGUUCUUCCAAGGCCAUACGAAUGGCCAGGCAUCCGGGAACCCCAGUAUGCAGAUCUAUUCCAACACACCCGAUGAUCUUCCCAUCCAGAGCCCAUUCACUCAACCUCAAGCCUUCGAUUUCUCUCAAUAUCAAUCUACGCCGCAGCGGAUGGCCUUCCCUGCCUCCAUGGCUGGCAGGCUAGGUCGCCAGCAGAUGCCCGCCCCUAUGAGCCGGAACGGAUCAGACAAUCGCAGCCCAAUGUCUCCUAAGACUCCUUCUCUAGGAGUAGGAGGUCUCCAUCUGGGUACCCCUGAUUCGGGUAACUUCGCAUCUCAACCUAUCAUGACCAACAUGCAUCGACACCAGAAGAGUGCAUCCAGCCAGUGGGACAACACGCCUGGUAGUGCCCAUUCGUGGAUCGAUUCACCCACGCAGUCGCCGCACAAUGCUGCCUUGCAUCAUCACCAGCAGAUCUCAGAGGUCAUGCACUCUGGAAAGCACGCAUCUCUCCCUACCAAGGUUGACAUUGGACAGACGCAGGAUGCAAAGAAGCGUCGUCGACGCGAGUCACAUAACCUUGUCGAACGCCGCAGGAGAGACAAUAUAAACGAGCGCAUCCAUGAUCUGUCUCGUCUUGUCCCCCAGCAUCGACUUGAAGAUGAGAAGAUCCGAAAGCACAUCAACAACAACGGUCCUCUAUCUCCUACGUUGGGUGCGACUGGCAUGUCACCUCCACAAGCCACGUCACUGCUUGCUGGCGGUGGCCGACGAGCUGCCGGUGCCAUAACAACAGGCCUCCCAAUCGAGGACAAAGACAAGGGCCCUAACAAGGGUGACAUCCUGAAUGGCGCUGUCAGCUGGACCCGUGAUCUCAUGUGGAUGCUGUACAAGAAGCUCAAUGAGGUUGACGAGCUGAGUGCACGCCUUCAACAGGCUACGGGCGAGGAAUGGAACUCCGAAGAGACUGAGGAGGAGCGACGAAUGCGAACUGAGCUGGUCGAAGCCGUAGAAAGGAACGGUGCGGGCAACUUCAAGUACUCACGUGGGCCAGGCUCUGGCUUGCGAGUACCCAAACACACCAACCUUGCUGGGGAGCCUCUCAACCAGAUCUCACCACAAAGUCUGAGCCCUGGCAUGCAGAGCACCGGCAGUGGAUCGAACUCCGCAAGCAACAAUAACAACCAGCAAUACUGGAUGAGCCCGCAAGGCGGUAAUUCCAACGGCAAUUUCAGCUUGAAAGAGGAAGACGAGUAUGGCAUGGACAUGGGCUGA
Aaosphaeria arxii CBS 175.79 is the source of this 1725-nucleotide messenger RNA. RefSeq lists its product as uncharacterized. The coding region runs from base 1 to 1725 and encodes 574 amino acids. Gene Ontology annotation, biological process: regulation of transcription by RNA polymerase II. Gene Ontology annotation, molecular function: RNA polymerase II cis-regulatory region sequence-specific DNA binding; DNA-binding transcription factor activity, RNA polymerase II-specific; protein dimerization activity. The record is from RefSeq and is a predicted model, not a curated record. The transcript has a single exon. NCBI's taxonomy places the organism in Eukaryota, Fungi, Ascomycota, Dothideomycetes, Pleosporales.